Messenger RNA from Cercospora beticola, 1758 nucleotides. RefSeq names its product Dcp1 family protein. Lineage: Eukaryota; Fungi; Ascomycota; Dothideomycetes; Mycosphaerellales; Mycosphaerellaceae. Gene Ontology annotation, cellular component: P-body. Gene Ontology annotation, molecular function: enzyme activator activity; mRNA binding. Gene Ontology annotation, biological process: positive regulation of catalytic activity; deadenylation-independent decapping of nuclear-transcribed mRNA; deadenylation-dependent decapping of nuclear-transcribed mRNA. The record is from RefSeq and is a predicted model, not a curated record.
CGAUCUUCACAUGCGAGCCACUUUCGUUGCUCUCAAACACAACAACAACAUCCACCAUCGCUAGCAGUGCCGCGACCACAAUCAUGGCUCCUAACAGGAAGAAGUCGCGCCAACAACAGCAACCCGCCAUAGCAAGCGACUACGAAUCAGACACGGCUGCCUUCACCGACACCCAGCCCUUCAUUCCCGCUCCACCGCUUCGAACAAACGAUGAACUCAACCUCCUGGUCCUCCGACGAUGGCAGCCAGAAAUCACCAGUAUCCUCACAAUCGCUCCGUUCGCAGUCCUCUAUAUCUUCAACCCCAACCUCGAGACUCCCACCUGGGAGAAAUGCGAAGUGCAAGGUUCACUAUUCCUCUGCUCACUCACGAAAUCACCAUCUGGGCACAGCAGGUAUAAAGUCAUUAUCUUGAACCGGAAAGGUUUGGAGAAUUGGGAGUACGAAGUCAAGACUGAAGAGGCGAUUCAGCUAUCGGAAGAGUACGUGAUAGUACAGAAGGAGGACGAGAGCACCGGGGAGGAGCAGAUUUAUGGAAUUUGGAUUUUCGAGGAGAAGGGUGGGAAUACACGAGAUGUGGUGGGGAACGCAAUCUUGAGCUGCGCAAGGGAGGUUGAAGCAAUGGCCGAGCAAGAGGACUUAGAGGAAGCAUACGAAGACCAGGUGACUUACGAGGAGCAACAGUAUCUGGACCAGCAAGGGAAUGGACUGCAUGCUGCACAACAACAAUGGCAGGGAGAGGACACGCCUACUUUCACGCACCAAGACCCACACCAAUAUCAGCAGCCUCAGCACCAGCAUCAGCAGAUAUACGAGACACAUAAGCCGCAGCAACAGGCACAACAACAAGCACAGCAACCACAAGGACAAUCAAUCGACCUUGCAACGCUCUUCGGCAAGCCUGCAGCAGCUGCAGCUCCAGCUCCAGUUUUGCAACCCCCGCCCACCGAAGUUAAUAUCGGCGGAACAGUCUUCACAAGCAACCCCUUUGCAGAAGAAAGAUUCGCAGCUGCAACUUCAACAGCCAGCCACAACAAUGCUGCCUCUCGCUUCCCGUCAAGCGCAGAUACGAAUUUCUUCCGAGACGCGGGAUCACCAGCACGAGUACAGCCACAAUAUCAAAAUCAGCAGCAACCUCAGGCAACAGCACAACAAAAUACUUUGUUGGAUCUUUUCAAGAACGCGAAGAGGGCUUGAAGAAAGUUCUUUUUGACGACUCUUGUCUUGAUGGUCAGAGCGUACUAUCAUUUCUUGGUUACGUUGGGCCUUGCGUAGGAGAGUCACCACGGUAGAUGGCAGGAGAGAUACCCAUAAGGACGGCACUUCCUUUUAUGUAGCUGAGCAGGAGCUACAUUUGGACCUGUAGUAUUAUUUGGAGCAUCGUUGGACCUCUGCAUCCAUCAAGACGUUCAAGUCCUUUCUCUGGUUCUUCAGCCUGCCAGUGUGUUGGCUGGGGCCCUGGUGAGUGGAUGCGACACCGCGGGCUGAAAGGUCGCCAAGCGCCAUGGGCGCAGAUCAUGCUUCAGCGGCAGGGGCGAUGAGAAACAGCGUCCCGCUUCGCCUCUGACCCUGGCAGAGAUACAGACAGCUCAAGAGAAACGAAGACCUGAAUCGAAGGAGCGCCCUGGUGAGGUCGAAAUUGACAUUGGGGCUACCUCCGAAGCAGUCAUGCUGUGUAACAAGUGCAAGCGAUGCAGGAAUUGGCUGCACCUUCAGUCCUCGCUUGCAAGCAGGAAGGAGCUGAGCUUCAGCCGUGAAC